Molecule: messenger RNA, 1206 nt
Organism: Scedosporium apiospermum
Lineage: Eukaryota; Fungi; Ascomycota; Sordariomycetes; Microascales; Microascaceae
Exons: 5
Coding region: 1-1206 (401 amino acids)
Biological process (GO): L-valine biosynthetic process
Cellular component (GO): mitochondrion
Molecular function (GO): ketol-acid reductoisomerase activity
Source: RefSeq, a predicted model, not a curated record
AUGGCCUCCCGAACCUUUUCCCGGGCUCUUCGCUCGCAAUUGAUUCGCCAAUUGGCCUCGCCCGCCGUCCAGCAGCGAACCAUCGCUGCCGCGGGUCGGAGCUUGGCCCGUCAGGCUCGCCCUGCCAUGGUCGGCCCUGCUCAGCAGGUCCGCGGCAUGAAGACGAUUGACUUUGCCGGAUCGAAGGAAGACGUCUAUGAGCGUGCCGACUGGCCCCAGGAGAAGCUUCUCGACUACUUCAAGAACGAUACCCUCGCCCUCAUCGGCUACGGUUCUCAGGGUCACGGCCAGGGCCUCAACCUCCGUGACAACGGUCUCAAUGUCAUCAUUGGUGUCCGCAAGGAUGGAAAGUCCUGGAAGGACGCCAUCCAGGAUGGCUGGGUUCCCGGCAAGAACCUCUUCGAGGUCGACGAGGCCAUCUCUCGCGGUUCCAUCAUCAUGAACCUUCUCAGCGAUGCCGCUCAGUCCGAGACCUGGGCUCACAUCAAGCCCCAGCUCACCAAGGGCAAGACCCUCUACUUCUCCCACGGUUUCUCUCCCGUCUUCAAGGAGCGCACCAAGGUUGAGCCCCCCACGGACAUCGAUGUCAUCCUCGUUGCCCCCAAGGGCUCCGGCCGUACCGUCCGCUCUCUCUUCCGUGAGGGCCGUGGUAUCAACUCUUCCUUCGCCGUCUUCCAGGACGUGACCGGCAAGGCUGAGGAGAAGGCUAUUGCCCUCGGUGUUGCCAUCGGCAGCGGUUACCUCUACAAGACCACCUUCGAGAAGGAGGUCUACUCCGACCUCUACGGUGAGCGUGGCUGCCUCAUGGGUGGUAUUCACGGUAUGUUCCUCGCCCAGUACGAGGUUCUCCGUGAGCGCGGCCACAGCCCCAGCGAGGCCUUCAACGAGACUGUUGAGGAGGCCACUCAGAGCUUGUACCCCCUCAUCGGUGCCAACGGCAUGGACUGGAUGUACGAGGCCUGCUCCACCACCGCCCGCCGUGGUGCCAUCGACUGGACCCCCCGCUUCAAGGAUGCCCUCAAGCCCGUCUUCAACGACCUCUACGAUUCCGUCAAGAACGGUACCGAGACCCAGAGGUCGCUCGACUACAACAGCCAGCCUGACUACAGGCAGAAGUAUGAGGCCGAGAUGGAGGAGAUCCGCAACAUGGAGAUCUGGAGGGCGGGCAAGGCCGUCAGGGCCCUCCGUCCCGAGAACCAGAAAUAA